This is a messenger RNA of Mus caroli (Ryukyu mouse), 2053 nucleotides long. RefSeq names its product isopentenyl-diphosphate delta-isomerase 2. Gene Ontology annotation, cellular component: cytoplasm. Gene Ontology annotation, molecular function: isopentenyl-diphosphate delta-isomerase activity. Gene Ontology annotation, biological process: isopentenyl diphosphate biosynthetic process; isoprenoid biosynthetic process. Lineage: Eukaryota; Metazoa; Chordata; Mammalia; Rodentia; Muridae. The record is from RefSeq and is a predicted model, not a curated record.
AUUCACUCCCAGGUUUCAGAGGCUGCACAAGACUCAUCUUCAGAGGAGGUAUGUUCCAGGCAAGCAAAACUCACCUUGAUGAACUCCAGCUAAAACGUCUGGAGGAGAUGUGCAUUGUCAUUGACAAGCAGGAUCAGAUCAUUGGGGCUGACACCAAGAAGAACUGUCACCUCAUGGAAAACAUCAACAAGGGCCUGCUACACAGAGGCUUCAGUGUGGUCCUUUUCAACAUGAAAAACGAGCUCUUGGUCCAGCAGAGAGCAGAUGCCAAGUACACUUUUCCAGGACAUUUNACAGACUCCUGUUCUAGUCACCCUCUGUACGUGCCUGAGGAGAUGGAAGAGAAGGAUGCCUUGGGAGUGAGGAGGGCAGCCCUGAGACGUCUGCAGGCUGAGCUGGGCAUCUCCCAGGACCAGAUUUCCAUAAAGGACAUAAUCUUCAUGACCCGAAAAUACCACAAGUGUCAGUCAGAUGCUAUCUGGGGAGACCAUGAGAUUGGCUAUCUUCUGUUGGUGAGAAAAGAUCUUACACUAAACCCAGAUACCAGGGAAGUGAGACGCUGCUACUACAUGAGCCAGAAGGACGUGCAGGAGCUACUGGACAGGGAGGCCCGAGGAGAAGAGAAGAUCACCCCAUGGUUCAGAAGCAUGGUAGAGGAUUUCCUGUUCCCUUGGUGGCCUCAUUUAGAAGAUGUGUCUCCAUUCGUGGAGCCUGACAAGAUCUAUGGACUGUGAGUUGGGAGAAGUACAGUCUACAGCAGAGGUCAGCUCCAAGGCAGGAUUUGAAUAGCUUGCACAAGGGUGAGGGGAGUUAUAGAAGUUGAGUGUUGAAAUCCUUCAGUCACCUUGCCAGCUUAAAUCCAGCCUGUGAAUUUUAACCAAUUGUUCCCUUGAUUCUUCUAGCCCUUAAAAAGUUUUCUGCUGCAGUCUACAGAAAAAUCACUUUCCUCCCUAAAAGUUCUCUGUGGUGCAUCUGUUCUUCUGUAAUCUUAUUUACAGCAGAGGCUCAGACAAGGACCACAGCUGUCAUCUCUGUUAUGCCAUCACUUGCAACUGCAGAACCCCUCCUGAGGAUGUGUGGUGCGUGAUGAUAACAAUGUACAUGAGGAAUUCAUAGCUGGUCGGUGGUGGCACACACGUUUAGUCCCAGCACUUGGGAGACAGAGGUAGAUGGAUCUCUGAGUUUGAGGCCAGCCUGGUCUACAUAGUGAGUUCCAGAACAACCUGGGCUACACAGAAAACCCUACCUCAAAAACAAAAAAUAAAUAAAUAGGUAGAUAAAUAGAUGCAUAGCUACAGUAAACUAAAAGGACACAGAAGCUUACAUUGUAACCAGGCGCAUUAACUUCACAGAAGCUGUCACCCAUUUGGUAAGCUAAGCAGCAGAGUAACAGUUGCUCUCUGUGCUCUCUGUACCCUACCUAGUAGUGACUUACAACAGAACAUACAAAAGUCUUCUGUACAAAUGUAUUGAGAAAUCAAACUUUCAUUUCCUUCAAAAUGAGUAAGGGGAGAAUACUUUUGGCAAAAUGCUAUGUCUACAUUAUAUAAACAAAUAAUGUUUAUUCCAAACUAUCUUUAAUACAUAAAUAUCAUGAAAACACUGAAUGCAAAUACUUGAGUCAUCAACUUGUUAGGCAGCCUUCUAGAACUGUGAAAAAANACCUGGGGAAUAGACUUAGAAAAGGAAGAAAGNGUGUAUNGAAAUCUCAACUGGGAUUGUGUGNCUCAAUUCUUUCAGGCCUAAGGUCAGACAGAAACCAGUGAGGCAGAAGCUGGAGCUAAGAAUGCUACCUAUCUCCCAGCAGAAAGAGGAAACAGAGAAGCAGAGAAAAGAUCAUGUUGGCAAGGAAGAAGAGAGGGGAAGAGAGAUGCACAGAGAGAUUAUAUCCUCACAGACAUAGCCCACAUAGGUGCCACCUCCUUAGAGCCAAUUAACUAUGAAUUCAAUAGAUUUACCAAUGUUGCUACAUUAGAGACCUGAUGAUCUAGUCACCUAAAUUAUGUACCAUCUCUCCUACAUCAGCAUCAACACUUGGACUUCAGGACAGUUC